CGUAAAAUUUCAUUUUGCAUAUCGAAUAAGUACUAACUCCGAUAUUAUUCUUGAAUUUUAUCAUCAUUCAUUUACCUUGACUAGUUUGGUCUCAGUCCGUAAAAAUAACCGAUGUAAAAAAAUUACAUUAAUCCUUUUUUAAAUAAAAAUUCGUCUGUACGAAGAUUAGAAAGAGAAAUGACAAUGGAGUAAAAAUCGAAUACCUGAAUUGUUUCAGAAAUACGUAUUGUUCGCGAGACUUGAAGAAUGAAAUUUAUGGAGGAGCAAAGGUCGAAAGUUGUGGUCGAUGAUCAAUUUCAAGCUUUCAUACUGCGAGAAAGUAAACACCAAGAGUUUCAGAGAUUUGCACUCGAUUUGACUGAUAUUUGCUGGGAACUGUGCAUGGGUACACCUGGGCGUGCCUUAGACUCUGGUACCAAGCUUUGUCUGGCGAACUGUGUGGACAGAUUCAUUGAUACAAGCAAUUUUAUCUCAUACAGAUUAAGGAAUAUCGUUCUGUCCAGUCCUAAAGAAAUUGACGUGCAGUAAAUUUGACAGAUAGACCAUCAAAUUAUGUUAGAUAAAAUAUAUUGAUUCUAUUUAUGACACACUAGAUUAUGUAGUAUUCUAGAAUUUAUAUUGUGUAUAAUUCAAA
Ceratina calcarata is the source of this 634-nucleotide messenger RNA. It is a transcript of the gene Tim8, whose product is annotated as translocase of inner membrane 8. The record is from RefSeq and is a predicted model, not a curated record. The transcript has 2 exons. Lineage: Eukaryota; Metazoa; Arthropoda; Insecta; Hymenoptera; Apidae. The coding region runs from base 247 to 528 and encodes 93 amino acids.